Rhododendron vialii is the source of this 1570-nucleotide messenger RNA. Its product is annotated as F-box/kelch-repeat protein At3g23880-like. Lineage: Eukaryota; Viridiplantae; Streptophyta; Magnoliopsida; Ericales; Ericaceae. The coding region runs from base 101 to 1318 and encodes 405 amino acids. Gene Ontology annotation, molecular function: protein binding. The record is from RefSeq and is a predicted model, not a curated record. The transcript has a single exon.
GCUCUCUCUUCCCGAGUUGUAUUGCAUUGGCACUUCACCAGGAGAGCUGGACGGAAGCUUACACACACAGAGAGAGAGAGAGAGAGAGAGAGAGAGAGCCAUGUCCGACUUCCUUCCCGAAGACGUCGUGGUGCAUAUCCUCUCCAGACUCCCAACCAAAUCCCUAAUCCGAUUCAGGUCUGUUUCCAAACUCUGGAACUCUCUCAUUACCAGCCCUAACUUCAUCAAUUCCCAGUCACUCACAAACCCUAAAAACAGCUACGACAAUCUCCCUCUCCUAAAACUCAGGCAAUGCAUUGUCGAUGACGAAUUGUUCGAGCACUACAAACUAGUAUUUAUUGAUACCCGUGACGGAGAUAAUACAUUUGAUGAGUAUCUAGAAAUCCCAUUCCCUUUCAACAUCAGACGCCAUCACAUUUACGAUCUAGUGGGUUACGUGAAAGGUUUGUUCUGUUUUUUCGAACCUGAUAACUCUUUCCUUUGGAACCCGUCCAUUGGAGAGUCCAUAAGCCUUCCCAAGCCUGGCAUUACAAAAAGCGGCUCCUUGUGGAAAUAUGUAGGGUUUGGAUUUGAUUCACGGACAAACGAUUAUAAGGUGGUUAUAAUUACAAGCCUUUGUGGAACUAAACCGUCUGAAGUGGUGGAUAUUCAUGUUUACUCCCUUAAUGCAGGCUCGUGGAAAGUUAGUAAUGGGGCGGGUGACUCUUUUCCCCUUGGAUUUAGACCGCAGAUGUCAGGAAGCCCUUCCGCUUGUUUAGAAGGGGCUAUUCAUUUUGUUAUUUUUGCAGCAAAGUAUAGAGGAAAUAGGAGUGCUAGAUUGAUUUGUUCCUUUGAUUUGGGUGAUGAGGUGUUUAGGACGAUAUCACUGCCUGGUGUUUUUAGCGAUGCGAUGACCGAAAUCAAAACCAUAGUAUUCAGGGGAUUGCUUUCUGUUUUUUGCCACGAUCCAAACAAGUUUUGUUCUAUUUGGAUAAUGAAAGAGUAUGGCCUAGUUGAUUCUUGGUAUAAGUAUGUCAAAGUUGAUCUAAUCGGUGGAAUUAAACGGGUUCUAGGUAUCAGAAAGAAUGGUCAUAUAUUACUGGAGGGAGAUGGGCCACGGCGCGGGGGGAAAAGAAGAAGAGAUGUGCCUCGGCAUUGGGAGCUUUCUUCAUAUGACCCGUGGAAUAAAGAAAUCACGAAGUUAGGAAUUCAUGGGAUUCUAGGACUUUUUCAUGUUGAUAUCUUUGAGGAGAACCUUAUCUUACUCGAUAAAACAGAUGUUCCGGUUUCUGGAAGGGGAGGGAGCAGGAAGAGAAAGGACAUGCAAAGCCAACAUUAAACUCAAGUUUCGUCAUUUCUUCUAUCAACAUACAAAUCUUAAGAGGUAUCCCAUCCGUAUCUUAAGAUACGUAUGUAACGUAUCCCAUAUUGAAACUUUGAUGUAUCCUACGAUUGAUAUGUUUUCUCAUUUUAGACAUUUUGUUAUGUAUAAAAAGCAGAUCUUAAUGCUAAUCACUCUGAUUGUCAUCCUAAGUUCUAAACCUCAGUCUUUAUCAGAUUAUUCAUAUUAAGUCUCAGCUGUUGAAAUGCA